Messenger RNA from Apiotrichum porosum, 1551 nucleotides. RefSeq lists its product as uncharacterized. The transcript is spliced from 6 exons. Bases 1 to 1551 code for a protein of 516 amino acids. NCBI's taxonomy places the organism in Eukaryota, Fungi, Basidiomycota, Tremellomycetes, Trichosporonales, Trichosporonaceae. The record is from RefSeq and is a predicted model, not a curated record. Gene Ontology annotation, biological process: protein N-linked glycosylation. Gene Ontology annotation, molecular function: alpha-1,6-mannosylglycoprotein 6-beta-N-acetylglucosaminyltransferase activity.
AUGGGCAUGGACUAUGACUCGGAAACACCCCUCCUGGGAUCACCACGGUUCAGUGACUUUGAGUCGCUGGGACUGCUAGGCUCUCCCAUCGCCGGUCUCCCUCACAACCAACGUGUGGGUGUAAACUGGCGCCGUAUGCGUCCCUCUCUUCGCAUGGUCGCCAUCGGCACCAUCUCGGUUGCCUUCUUCCUGUUCGGCUUCAUCGUGCACGGCCCCGCCCUUCCGCGCGUCAGUGUCCGGUUGCAUGUGCCAUCGAACGCACCCCAAGCCAAUGCGCACGAUGCGGUGCGCGUGCGCGUGCUGCAGCAACUCAUGAAAGAGAGGUAUCCUGCCGGGCCAUGGACACAUUCGCGUGCCGACAACUUCCCUGCUCUCGCAAAGCUUGCCGACUGUCUCGAAGCUGGGACAUGCGAUGAGAACGAGAAAAAGGUCGUCAUCCUCACGAGCUACCACUUUGGCGGUGCCGAGUUGGGCGGAAACGGCGGCGAGGAGGUGUGGGCUCGGUCUACCAUUUCGGCGCUGAGGCAACUCAACUACACCAUUCUCUUCUGCUGGGGCCACAUGGACACCCUCAUGAUCUACCAGCACAUCCCCGACAUGGUGCCCGUGGUCCUCUGGGAGCCUGGAGAGUUCCACCACUGCAUGGAGCGCAACGACGAAAACUACCUCGAGAUGGAGGGCUACGAGACCCAGUCGAGCGGCGCCUGGCAGACGGGCAAGAAGGGCUGUCUCCAAAGGGCCGACUUCCCCGAGGGCAUUCCAUACUGGAAGAGCUUCAUGUUCAACUUCUGGAUGCACCAUGGCCACCCGCUCGGCGGCGGGUGGGUCAUGGCUCCCGAAGACUAUGCGUCGUUUACCGAUUUCAAGGACCGUAGAUACCUCGGCUAUUCGAUUGAGGAACAGUGCACUCUGGCGCCAACAUACCACUUGCGCGAGCACCGCGGUAUGAUCCUCGCCAAGGAGCUGCGGUACUUCGAAGAAGAGGAGAACAGCAUGUUCGGUAUCCUCGGAGCGGCCCGCGAGUCAGUGCCGCCCGUCGAGGUCCACGGCCAUUUGGCCCACUUUGACCUCGUCUCCACUGCCGGUGACGAGAAGGGCGCCGCCAUGCCCGAGGGCAUCAUCUCCACGGGCCGCAUGCCACAGGAGGAGUGGCACCAGCUGCUCGCCCGCUCCAAAAUGCUCGUCGGGAUUGGCCACCCCGAGCUCUCGCCGUCGCCGUACGACGCGCUCUGUCUCGGCGUGCCAUUCAUCAACAGUGUCCGCGAAUGGGAUGAAAACGACCCUACCAACCGCGAAAAGUGGCAGACCCAGCAGGACGGCCUCAAGCUGUUCGACGAGCCCGCGCGGCUGCCCACCAGAUCGACCGCUUCAUUCGUGAGCUUUACCCUUGUUCGCCACCGCGAGUGGAUCGAAGAGGACUGGCUCGUCAAGGCCAAGGCGCUUGUCGCAGAACGUUACCAGGACCAGGAAGAGUACGCGCACCUCGCGAUGGAGAUGCCUCCCGUCGGGCGCUGGGGCUAUACCGACCCAGCAGAGCACGAGGAGCUGUGA